AUGCCGGCGGCGGCGGGCGAUGGGCUCCUGGGCGAGCCGGCGGCGGUGGCGGCGGGCGCGGAGGGGCGGCGGGCGGCGGCGGACGGAGGCUCCUUCCUGGCCGCCUGGCUGAGCGCGGCGGCGCCCCGGGAGCGGCUCCGCGACUUCCAGCACACCAAGAGGGUCGGCAACUACCUGAUCGGCAGGAAGCUGGGCGAGGGAUCCUUCGCCAAGGUCCGCGAGGGGCUGCAUGUGAUCACCGGAGAGAAGGUGGCGGUGAAAGUCAUCGACAAGAAGAGAGCCAAGAAGGACACCUAUGUCACCAAGAACCUGCGGCGGGAAGGGCAGAUCCAGCAGAUGAUCCGCCACCCCAACAUUGCUCAGCUCCUGGACAUCCUGGAGACCGAGAACAGCUACUACCUGGUCAUGGAGCUGUGCCCUGGGGGCAACUUGAUGCACAAGAUCUACGAGAAGAAGAGGCUCGAGGAGCACGAGGCGCGCAAAUACAUCCGGCAGCUCAUCCUGGCGGUGGAGCAUCUCCACAGGGCGGGGGUGGUCCACAGAGACUUGAAGAUAGAAAAUCUGUUGCUGGAUGAAGACAACAAUAUCAAGCUCAUUGACUUUGGAUUGAGCAACUGUGCAGGCAUCCUGGGUUAUUCUGAUCCCUUCAGCACCCAGUGUGGGAGCCCAGCAUAUGCAGCCCCUGAACUUCUGGCAAGGAAGAAAUACGGGCCCAAAAUAGACGUUUGGUCCAUUGGGGUGAACAUGUAUGCCAUGUUGACUGGAACCUUGCCUUUUACCGUGGAGCCCUUCAGCUUGAGAGCCUUAUACCAGAAAAUGGUGGACAAAGAGAUGAACCCUUUCCCCACCCAGCUCUCUUCAGCUGCCAUAAACUUCCUACGAUCCCUGCUGGAGCCAGACCCUGCAAAGAGACCAAACAUCCAGCAGGCCCUGGCAAAUCGCUGGCUCAACGAGAAUUACCCUGGAAGAGCACCGCCCAACGUCACCUACCCAAACAGGAUUCACCUGGAGGACCUCAGCCAGAGUGUCCUGCUCCACAUGACCGAGAAGCUGGGCUACAAGAACAGCGAUGUCAUCAACACCGUGCUCUCCAACAGGGCCAGCCACACGCUCGCCAUCUACUUCCUGCUCAAUAAGAAGCUGGAGCGGUACCUGGCCAGCCUGAGGAAGGCUGAAGGCCAGGACAGUGUUUGCCACAAGAACCAGCUCUACCAGAUAGAAAAAUACAAGGCAAAUAAAGACUCCUAUGAGGGCAAAAAACUCAAAGAACAAGGAGAGAAAGGGGAGAUUCUUCACCGUCAGCCCCCAAAGAAAACUGAGAAAGGUCCAGUUUCAUAUAGACAGCCUUCUUCCUGUCUUGUCUCACAGAUCCAGAACACCAAGGCUCUGCUGAAGGACCGGAAAGGCGCCAAGGCUGGGGGUCCCGAGAAAGACUCCAGCGGGGGGGUGAGCCCUUUCCACGAGCCCCUGGCGACCAAGGCAGGCUGUGUCACUUCCAGCUCCCUGGAGUACCUCGAGGUCCAGCAGCCGCCCCCCAGGACCCCUCGGCUCCUCAAGAGGCAGGAAUCCCCCCCGCAGCAGGAGCCGGCCCGGAGCGGGGGCCGAGCCAAGGACUCCCCCCUCAUCCUCAACAUCGUGCACUCCUUCGAGUCAGUCGACAGAGACGACCAAAUAGACCAGGUUUCCCCCUCUCACCAGUACAGGAUUUUAGGCUCCCCAAUGAAUUUCCCCUACAAAAGCUCCAGUGAAAGGACACUGUCCCCGCUCUUCCCCCCGGGGAGCACGUCCCCCGUCCACCCCACCCAGGUGUCUUUCACCUACGAAGAAAAAGCGUAUCCGGCGAAGGAAGAAGCCGUGUCCCCCACCCAGCUGGUGCCCAGCAACCCCCUGGGCAGCCCCAACUGCGUGAAAAGCAGGGGCAGGUUCCCCAUGAUGGGGAUCGGACAGAUGCUGAGGAAGAGGAGCCAGACGAUGCAGUCGGCCGGCGAGAAGCUGCUGGAGGCCAGGAUGCCUCAGCUGCAGCAGAUGAGCCCCACCCAGAUCUCCUUCAGCACAGCAGAUGCUGUCAGCGGCCAGUGCUAGCCUGACAUCCUGGGAUUUGCUCUGCUCUGCUCUGGGAUCUCACCUUUUUUUCCUCUUUAACCAAGAAGGGAAAGCCACGGGCACGUUACUGUCGCUGCGGAUCACACCGCAGUGCUCCAGCACGGGAAACAGGAGGUUUGCUGGUGAGGAAGGUGGUUUCCUGCAUAUUGAAGUUGAAAGAAAAGGGCUCUGCUCGUGCUGUUAAGUAAUAUUAGCAUUUGGCACCUGACUGUACAGCAAAACAUGUCCUGGAAGAGCCGGGUGAACGUGUACUUUCACUGCUCUCACCUGGGGCUGCAGCGGGGCUGGUUGGAGGCGGCGAGGGUUUGGCUCCUCAAGGGGAUGCUUGUGGUGCCAGGAUCUGUGGUAAGACUGUCCCUGCUCCCCCUGCCUGUGCCACACAGGACGUGGCACUGCUCCAGGCAUUGUUCACGGGGUGGGCAAGGGGAGAAACUCCAGACACUCUGUCCAAAGUCAGCCUGCUGACGAGCACUGCCGAGGAGAUGGCGGUGCUGUGAGCUUGAGUAAAAAGACACAAGUGAUCUCAGCGUUCAGAAAAAGUGGGAGUGCUGGAAGUCAAAGCAGAUUUUACUGUUGGUUACGUGAAGUAGCUCUAAAACCAGAAUAAUUUUUCUUCCCUUAAAAAAAAAACCCACUGAUUUAAUCACAUCACUCGCAAGAAACGGGAUUAUUUAAAAACAAGUGUGGAAAUGCACCUCGCUAAAGGCCUGCUCCUUUCAUGGGAUGGGUCUGCAAGAAGAUGCAUCAAGCAGAAAUCCAUAUUGCAAAAGGCUGUGUUCAAACAACCCAGCCCACACCUGCACUGGCCCCUGUUACAGCAAGGCAGCUUUGGACGCACCUGAAGGCUUCUCUGAAAGACUGCAGUGAAUUAAAAUGACCAAUAAAGGACACAUGAACCUGUACCGAGGUUGUUUUAUACUCCAGGAUUGGUAAUGCAGUGGUUACCAAAAACUGGGGGGUGUUAUGAGCAGUGAAGAUUAACUUUCUUAAGAGAUACCAUGUCCUGCAUACUGGUCAUGGUUUUUUAAGUAAACAAUACAUCUGAGAGGUUGGCAACAUUUUUCUUUUUGGUUUUGUUUUUGUCUUCAACCCCAUUUCCUAUAAAUUAGAAGGUUUAGCCCUAUUUUCAUCGAUAUUUUUGCAAACAGUUUUGUCACCCCCUUGGUUUGGUGUCCAGGCAAAUGCUGAGAGUGGGAGUUACCCCUUUUUGAGGUGUUUUCCUUCCAGUUUCAUGAGGAAGAUUUUCAGGGGCUGGCUGGGGCAGGGGAGGAGGUCCCCAGCAGAGCCCACAGCUGGGCACGUGUUCCUGGUUUGCAGCAUAACACAUUACACCAAAAUCUGCAUCCCAACAGGAUGAGAAAGACAGCCCUGAAAUAAUUUCAUUCGUUUUCACAUCAGAAAGUGUUGUACUCUGUUUGUACAGAGCACCUGUGCGUCCCAGGGGUCCAUUUAGGCUCUUCUCAUUUAGAAAUGUCAAAGCAUUUUCGUUUCCUUCGUGCUAAGAACAUGUCUGUGCUGCAGAGGCAGCGAGCAGGGACCACUGAAAUCAGGGAUCACUGAAAUCAGAGACCACUGAGAUCAGGGACCACUGAAAUCCCACCUUUUUUGUGUGCCAGACUCACGUACCUGAACAGAUGGCAGAUGCUGACUUGAAUCACAAACUCAGGUUUAUUUGGAACCCAAUAAGAGGUUGGGGGGAGGCAGGAAAGAGACCUGUAUUUUUUGUGAAAACCCAGUAAAUAUGUGUAAGAAUCAGAAUGAAAGCAAAUGUUAAAUCUUUUAUUAUAUUUAUAGAGAAUAUAUGAGUACUACACUGCUAAAACAUAACCUUGUAUCCAGUGUAGACAGUAGCUCUGUACAGUCCAACUGCAGUGACCGUAGAAGGGACUUACUGAAAUGCCACAGUGGAAAUUCCAGGGGGGGGGAAGCUGUAUUUGGUAUCAUUAUUAAAUACAUGUACUUUUUGGACAAGA
Myiozetetes cayanensis is the source of this 4076-nucleotide messenger RNA. It is a transcript of the gene HUNK, whose product is annotated as hormonally up-regulated Neu-associated kinase. The coding region runs from base 1 to 2082 and encodes 693 amino acids. The transcript has 10 exons. Gene Ontology annotation, biological process: intracellular signal transduction; protein phosphorylation. NCBI's taxonomy places the organism in Eukaryota, Metazoa, Chordata, Aves, Passeriformes, Tyrannidae. Gene Ontology annotation, molecular function: ATP binding; protein serine/threonine kinase activity. Gene Ontology annotation, cellular component: cytoplasm. The record is from RefSeq and is a predicted model, not a curated record.